Oncorhynchus gorbuscha (pink salmon) is the source of this 9927-nucleotide messenger RNA. Its product is annotated as filaggrin-like. The transcript is spliced from 18 exons. NCBI's taxonomy places the organism in Eukaryota, Metazoa, Chordata, Actinopteri, Salmoniformes, Salmonidae. The record is from RefSeq and is a predicted model, not a curated record. The coding region runs from base 1 to 9927 and encodes 3308 amino acids.
AUGCUUUCAUUUACAACAGCAUCAGGAAAAUCCCAAAGCACAACAACCAAUGCCACCACAAGCACAGUCCCUGCUACAACAACCACAGCUGAACCAAAUACAACCACAGCUGCUGCCACAUCCACAGCUGCUGCCAUAACAACCACUGCUACUCGAACUACAACCACAGCAGCUUCCACCACAACUACAGCUUCUGCCACCACAACUACAGCCACUGCCACCGCAACUACAGCUGCUGCCAUAACAAACACAGCUGCUCCAACUACAACCACAGCUGCUGCCACUACAACCAAAGCAGCUUCAACUACAACCAAAGUAGCCGCCACAACAACCACAGCUACUCCAACUACAACCAAAGCUGCCACUACAAACCCAACUGUCAGGACCCGCCGCUCCAACUACAACCUCAACUACGUCCAUGAUGACCACCAUAGUUCCUGCCAUCACAACGACACUUACAACUGCUGCAGCAGCCACCACAAACACAGUUGCUGCAACAACAACCACAGAUGCUCCAACUACAAUCACAAAUGGAGUCACAACAUCCACAGUUUCUCCCACAACAAUCACAGCUGCUGCCACAACAACCACAGACGCUCCAACUACCACUACAAAUGGAGUCACAACCACAGUUUCCCCCACAACAACCACAGGUGCUGCCACUACAACCACAGGUCCUGCUACGGUCACCACAGCAGGCAUCACAACUACCACAGAUUCUCAUUCAACAACCACAGCUGCUCCAACUACAACCACAGCUGCUGCCACGACAACCACAGAUGUUCCAACUACCACAACAAAUGGAGUCACAACAACCACAGCUGCUUUCACAACAACCACAGGUGCUGCAACCACAACCACAGCUGCCCCCAUGACCAGCACAGCUGGCAUGACAACUUCCACAAUUCCGGUCACAACAACCACAGCUUCUUCGACGACAACAACAGCAGCAACCACCACAAUCACAGGAGCUGCCACCACAACCCCUACUGCUCCUACUACAUCCAUAGCUCCUGUCAUGACAACCACAGAUGCUCCAACUACAAACACAAAUGGAGUCACAACAUCCACAGUUUCUCCCACAACAACCACAGAUGCUGCCACAACAACCACAGGUGCUGCCACCACAACCACAGGUGCCGCCACGGUCACCACAGCAGGCAUCACAACUACCACAGAUUCUCAUUCAACAACCACAGCUGUUCCAACUACAAUCACAGCUACUGUUGCAACUCCAACCACAGCUGCAGCCACGACAACCACAGGUGCUCCAACUACAACAACAGCUACUGCUGCAACCACAACCACAGCUGCCCCCAUGACCAGCACAGCUGGCAUGACAACUUCCACAAUUCCGCUCCUGUCAUGACAACCACAGAUGCUCCAACUACAAACACAAAUGGAGUCACAACAUCCACAGUUUCUCCCACAACAACCACAGCUGCUGCCACAACAACCACAGGUGCUGCCACCACAACCACAGCUGCCCCCACGACCACCACAGCUGGCAUGACGACGACCACAAUUCCGGUGCUGACACGACAACCACAGGUCCUGCUACGCUGCUUUCACAACAACCACAGCAGCAACCACCAAAAUCACAGGAGCUGCCACCACAACCGCUACUGCUCUUACUACAUCCAUAGCUCCUGUCAUGACAACCACAGAUUCUCCAACUACAACCACAAAUGGAGUCACAACAUCCACAGUUUCUCCCACAACAAUCACAGCUGCUGCCACAACAACCACAGGUGCUGCCACCACAACCACACGUGCCGCCACGGUCACCACAGCAGGCAUCACAACUACCACAGUUGCUCAUUCAACAUCCACAGCUGCUCCAACUACAACCACAGCUACUGUUGCAACUCCAACCACAGCUGCCCCCACGACCACCACAGCUGGCAUGACGACGACCACAAUUCCGGUCACAACAACCACAGCUGCUUCGACGAUAACAACAGCAGCAACCAACACAAUCACAGGAGCUACCACCACAACCACUACUGCUCCUACUACAACCACAGCUCUUGUCAUGACAACCACAGAUGCUCCAACUACAAUCACAAAUGGAGUCACAACAUCCACAGUUUCUCCCACAACAAUCACAGCUGCUGCCACAACAACCACAGAUGCUCUAACUACCACAACAAAUGGAGUCACAACCACAGUUUCUCCCACAACAACCACAGCUGCUUUCACAACAACCACAGCAGCAACCACCACAAUCACAGGAGCUGCCACCACAACCCCUACUGCUCCUACUACAUCCAUAGCUCCUGUCAUGACAACCACAGAUGCUCCAACUACAAACACAAAUGGAGUCACAACAUCCACAGUUUCUCCCACAACAACCACAGAUGCUGCCACAACAACCACAGGUGCUGCCACCACAACCACAGGUGCCGCCACGGUCACCACAGCAGGCAUCACAACUACCACAGAUUCUCAUUCAACAACCACAGCUGUUCCAACUACAAUCACAGCUACUGUUGCAACUCCAACCACAGCUGCAGCCACGACAACCACAGGUGCUCCAACUACAACAACAGCUACUGCUGCAACCACAACCACAGCUGCCCCCAUGACCAGCACAGCUGGCAUGACAACUUCCACAAUUCCGGUCACAACAACCACAGCUUCUUCGACGACAACAACAGCAGCAACCACCACAAUCACAGGAGCUGCCACCACAACCCCUACUGCUCCUACUACAUCCAUAGCUCCUGUCAUGACAACCACAGAUGCUCCAACUACAAACACAAAUGGAGUCACAACAUCCACAGUUUCUCCCACAACAACCACAGCUGCUGCCACAACAACCACAGGUGCUGCCACCACAACCACAGCUGCCCCCACGACCACCACAGCUGGCAUGACGACGACCACAAUUCCGGUCACAACAACCACAGCUGCUUCGACGAUAACAACAGCAGCAACCAACACAAUCACAGGAGCUACCACCACAACCACUACUGCUCCUACUACAACCACAGCUCUUGUCAUGACAACCACAGAUGCUCCAACUACAAUCACAAAUGGAGUCACAACAUCCACAGUUUCUCCCACAACAAUCACAGCUGCUGCCACAACAACCACAGAUGCUCUAACUACCACAACAAAUGGAGUCACAACCACAGUUUCUCCCACAACAACCACAGCUGCUUUCACAACAACCACAGCAGCAACCACCAAAAUCACAGGAGCUGCCACCACAACCGCUACUGCUCUUACUACAUCCAUAGCUCCUGUCAUGACAACCACAGAUGCUCCAACUACAACCACAAAUGGAGUCACAACAUCCACAGUUUCUCCCACAACAAUCACAGCUGCUGCCACAACAACCACAGGUGCUGCCACCACAACCACACGUGCCGCCACGGUCACCACAGCAGGCAUCACAACUACCACAGUUGCUCAUUCAACAUCCACAGCUGCUCCAACUACAACCACAGCUACUGUUGCAACUCCAACCACAGCUGCCCCCACGACCACCACAGCUGGCAUGACGACGACCACAAUUCCGGUCACAACAACCACAGCUGCUUCGACGAUAACAACAGCAGCAACCAACACAAUCACAGGAGCUACCACCACAACCACUACUGCUCCUACUACAACCACAGCUCUUGUCAUGACAACCACAGAUGCUCCAACUACAAUCACAAAUGGAGUCACAACAUCCACAGUUUCUCCCACAACAAUCACAGCUGCUGCCACAACAACCACAGAUGCUCUAACUACCACAACAAAUGGAGUCACAACCACAGUUUCUCCCACAACAACCACAGCUGCUUUCACAACAACCACAGCAGCAACCACCAAAAUCACAGGAGCUGCCACCACAACCGCUACUGCUACUACUACAUCCAUAGCUCCUGUCAUGACAACCACAGAUGCUCCAACUACAACCACAAAUGGAGUCACAACAUCCACAGUUUCUCCCACAACAAUCACAGCUGCUGCCACAACAACCUCAGGUGCUGCCACCACAACCACACGUGCCGCCACGGUCACCACAGCAGGCAUCACAACUACCACAGUUGCUCAUUCAACAUCCACAGCUGCUCCAACUACAACCACAGCUACUGUUGCAACUCCAACCACAGCUGCCCCCACGACCACCACAGCUGGCAUGACGACGACCACAAUUCCGGUCACAACAACCACAGCUGCUUCGACGAUAACAACAGCAGCAACCAACACAAUCACAGGAGCUACCACCACAACCACUACUGCUCCUACUACAACCACAGCUCUUGUCAUGACAACCACAGAUGCUCCAACAACAAUCACAAAUGGAGUCACAACAUCCACAGUUUCUCCCACAACAAUCACAGCUGCUGCCACAACAACCACAGAUGCUCUAACUACCACAACAAAUGGAGUCACAACCACAGUUUCUCCCACAACAACCACAGGUGCUGCAACCACAACCACAGCUGUCCCCACAACCACCACAGCUGGCAUGACGACUACCACAAUUCCGGUCACAAAAACCACAGCAGCUUCGACGAUAACAACAGCAGCAACCAACACAAUCACAGGAGCUACCACCACAACCACUACUGCUCCUACUACAACCACAGCUCUUGUCAUGACAACAGCAGAUGCUCCAACUACAACCACAAAUGGAGUCACAACAUCCACAGUUUCUCCCACGACAAUCGCAGCUGCUGCCACAACAACCACAGCUGCUUCGACGAUAACAACAGCAGCAACCAACACAAUCACAGGAGCUACCACCACAACCACUACUGCUCCUACUACAACCACAGCUCUUGUCAUGACAACCACAGAUGCUCCAACUACAAUCACAAAUGGAGUCACAACAUCCACAGUUUCUCCCACAACAAUCACAGCUGCUGCCACAACAACCACAGAUGCUACAACGACCACAACAAAUGGAGUCACAACCACAGUUUCUCCCACAACAACCACAGGUGCUGCAACCAGAACCACAGCUGUCCCCACAACCACCACAGCUGGCAUGACGACUACCACAAUUCCGGUCACAAAAACCACAGCAGCUUCGACGAUAACAACAGCAGCAACCAACACAAUCACAGGAUCUACCACCACAACCACUACUGCUCCUACUACAACCACAGCUCUUGUCAUGACAACAGCAGAUGCUCCAACUACAACCACAAAUGGAGUCACAACAUCCACAGUUUCUCCCACGACAAUCGCAGCUGCUGCCAAAACAACCACAGAUGCUCCAACUACCACAACAAAUGGAGUCACAACCACAGUUUCUCCCACAACAACCACAGGUGCUGCCACGACAACCACAGGUCCUGCUACGGUCACCACAGCAGGCAUCACAACUACCACAGGUGCUGCAACCACAACCACAGGUGCUGCAACCACAACCACAGGUGCCCCCACAACCACCACAGCAGGCAUCACAACUACCACAGUUGCUCAUUCAACAUCCACAGCUGCUCCAACUACAACCACAGCUAUUGUUGCAACUCCAACCACAGUUGCCCCCACGACCACCACAGCUGGCAUGACUCCAACCACAGUUGCCCCCACGACCACCACAGCUGGCAUGACGACUACCACAAUUCCGGUCGCAACAACCACAGCUGCUUUGACUACAACAACAGCAGCAACCACCACAAUCACAGGAGCUGCCACCACAACCCCUACUGCUCCUACUACAUCCAUAGCUCCUGUCAUGACAACCACAGAUGCUCCAACUACAACCACAAAUGGAGUCACAACCACAGUUUCUCCCACAACAACCACAGAUGCUGCCACGACAACCACAGGUCCUGCUACGGUCACCACAUCAGGCAUCACAACUACCACAGAUUCUCAUUCAACAACCACAGCUGCUCCAACUACAACCACAGCUACUGCUGCAACACCAACUACAGCUGCAGCCACGACAACCACAGAUGCUCCAACUACAACAACAAAUGGAGUCACAACAAGCACAGUUUUUCCCACAACAACAACAGAUGCUUUCACAACAACCACAGGUGCUGCAACCACAACCACAGCUGCCCCCACGACCACCAGAGCUGGCAUGACGACUACCACAAUUCCGGCCACAACAACCACAGCUGCUUCGACGAUAACAACAGCAGCAACCAACACAAUCACAGGAGCUGCCACCACAACCCCUACUGCUCCUACUACAUCCAUAGCUCCUGUCAUGACAACCACAGAUGCUCCAACUACAACCACAAAUGGAGUCACAACAUCCACAGCUGCUGCCACAACAACCACAGGUGCUGCCACCACAACCACAGGUGCCGCCACGGUCACCACAGCAGGCAUCACAACUACCACAGCUGCUCCAACUACAACCACAGCUACUGCUGCAACACCAACCACAGGUGCUGCAACCACAACCACAGCUGCCCCCACGACCACCACAGCUGGCAUGACGACGACCACAAUUCCGGUCACAACAACCACAGCUGCUUCGACGAUAACAACAGCAGCAACCAACACAAUCACAGGAGCUACCACCACAACCACUACUGCUCCUACUACAACCACAGCUCUUGUCAUGACAACCACAGAUGCUACAACGACCACAACAAAUGGAGUCACAACCACAGUUUCUCCCACAACAACCACAGGUGCUGCCACGACAACCACAGGUCCUGCUACGGUCACCACAGCAGGCAUCACAACUACCACAGAUUCUCAUUCAACAACCACAGCUGCUCCAACUACAACCACAGCUACUGCUGCAACACCAACCACAGCUGCAGCCACGACAACCACAGAUGCUCCAACUACAACCACAAAUGGAGUCACAACAUCCACAGUUUCUCCCACAACAAACACAGCUGCUGCCACAACAACCACAGGUGCUGCCACCACAACCACAGGUGCCGCCACGGUCACCACAGCAGGCAUCACAACUACCACAGAUUCUCAUUCAACAACCACAGCUGCUCCAACUACAACCACAGCUACUGCUGCAACACCAACCACAGCUGCAGCCACGACAACCACAGAUGCUCCAACUACAACCACAAAUGGAGUCACAACAUCCACAGUUUCUCCCACAACAAACACAGCUGCUGCCACAACAACCACAGGUGCUGCCACCACAACCACAGGUGCCGCCACGGUCACCACAGCAGGCAUUACAACUACCACAGUUGCUCAUUCAACAUCCACAGUUGCUCCAACUACAACCACAGCUACUGUUGCAACUACAACCACAGCUGCCCCCACGACCACCACAGCUGGCAUGACGACUACCACAAUUCCGGUCACAACAACCACAGCUUCUUCGACUACAACAACAGCAGCAACCACCACAAUCACAGGAGCUGCCACCACAACCCCUACUGCUGCUACUACAUCCAUAGCUCCUGUCAUGACAACCACAGAUGCUCCAACUACAACCACAAAUGGAGUCACAACAUCCACAGUUUCUCCCACAACAACAACAGCUGCUUUCACAACAACCACAGGUGCUGCAACCACAACCACAGCUGCCCCCACGACCACCACAGCUGGCAUGACAACUACCACAAUUCCAGUCACAACAACCACAGCUGCUUCGACUAUAACAACAGCAGCAACCAACACAAUCACAGGAGCUACCACCACAACCACUACUGCUCCUACUACAACCACAGCUCUUGUCAUGACAACUACAGAUGCUCCAACUACAACCACAAAUGGAGUCAGAACAUCCACAGUUUCUCCCACAACAAUCACAGCUGCUGCCACAACAACCACAGGUGCUGCAACCACAACCACAGCUGCCCCCACGACCACCACAGCUGGCAUGACGACGACCACAAUUCCGGUCACAACAACCACAGCUGCUUCGACGAUAACAACAGCAGCAACCAACACAAUCACAGGAGCUACCACCACAACCACUACUGCUCCUACUACAACCACAGCUCUUGUCAUGACAACCACAGAUGCUCCAACUACAACCACAAAUGGAGUCACAACAUCCACAGUGCUGCCACGACAACCACAGGUCCUGCUACGGUCACCACAGCAGGCAUCACAACUGCCACAGAUUCUCAAUCAACAACAACAGCUGCUCCAACUACAACCACAGCUACUACUGCAACACCAACCACAGCUGCAGCCACGACAACCACAGAUGCUCCAACUACAACAACAAAUGGACUGCUUCGACUACAACAACAGCAGCUGCCCCACAACCCCUACUGCUCCUACUACAUCCAUAGCUCCUGUCAUGACAACCACAGAUGCUCCAACUACAACCACAAAUGGAGUCACAACAUCCACAGUUUCUCCCAAAUCAACCACAGCUGCUGCCACAACAACCACAGGUGCUGCCACCACAAACACAGGUGCCGCCACGGUCACCAAAGCAGGCAUCACAACUACCACAGUUGCUCAUUCAACAUCCACAGCUGCUCCAACUACAACCACAGCUACUGUUGCAACUCCAACCACAUCUGCCCCCACGACCACCACAGCUGGCAUGACGACUACCACAAUUCCGGUCACAACAACCACAGCUGCUUCGACUAUAACAACAGCAGAAACCAACACUAUCACAGGAGCUACCACCACAACCACUACUGCUCCUACUACAACCACAGCUCUUGUCAUGACAACCACAGCUCCUGUCAUGACAACCACAGCUGCUGCCACAACAACCACAGGUGCCGCCACGGUCACCACAGCAGGCAUCACAACUACCACAGUUGCUCAUUCAACAUCCACAGCUGCUCCAACUACAACCUCAACUACGUCCACAGAUGCUCCAACUACAAACACUGUUGGCGUUGCAAAAACCACAGCUUCACCAACUACAACUACAGCUGCUUCCUCUACAACCACAGCUGCUGCCACUUCAACCACAACAGCUGCUCCCACAACUACAGCUGCCACCACAAUAACCACAGAUUCUCUAACUACAAACACAGCUACUGCCACAUCAACAACUUAUCCAACUACAACCACAGUAGCUUCCUCUGCAACCACACAUUCUGCCACAACAACUAUACCUGCUGCCACUAUUACCACAGCUGCUCAAACUGCAACCAACGCAGCAGCCAACACAACCACAGCAGCUGCCACAACAACCAUAAACAAAAAUAUAAAUGCAACAUAGCUGGCAGGACGACAACCACAAUUCCAGUCACAACAACCAUAGCUGCUUCGACAACAUCAACAGCAGCAACCACCACAAUCACAGAAGCUGCCAACACAUCCACUUCUGCUCCUACUACAACCACAGCUCCUGUGCUGCCAUCACAACCACAGGUGUCUCCACGGUGCUGCCAUCACAACCACAGGUGCUGCCACGGUCACCACAGCAGGUGUCAUAACUACCACAGUUGCUCAUUCAACAACCACAGCUGCUCCAACUACAACCUCAACUACGUCCAAGAUGACCACCACAGUUCCUGCCAUGACAACGACACCUGCAACUGCUGCAGCAGCAACCACAACCACAGUUGCUGCAACAACAACAGCAGCUGCUCCAACUGCAACCACUUCAACUGCUGCAACCACAACUACAGCUUCCCCCACGACCACCACAGCUGGCAUGACGACUACAACAAUUCCGGUCACAACAACCACAGCUCCUGUCAUGACAACCACACAUGCUCCAACUACAACCACAAAUGGAGUCACAACAUCCACAGUUUCUCCCACAACAACCACAGCUGCUGCCACAACAACCACAGAUGCUCCAACUACAACAGCAAAUGGAGUCACAACAUCCACAGUUUCUCCUACAACAACCACAGCUGCUGCCACAACAACCACAGAUGCUCCAACUACAACAGUAAAUGGAGUCACAACAUCCACAGUUUCUCCUACAACAACCACAGGUGCUUCCAUCACAACCACAGGUCCCGCCACGGUCACAACAGCAGGCAUCACAACUACCACAGUUGCUCCAACUACAACCACAGCUACUGCUGCAAUCACAACCACAGCUAA